Molecule: messenger RNA, 2917 nt
Organism: Mya arenaria
Lineage: Eukaryota; Metazoa; Mollusca; Bivalvia; Myida; Myidae
Product: phenylalanine--tRNA ligase alpha subunit-like
Exons: 13
Coding region: 19-1506 (495 amino acids)
Biological process (GO): phenylalanyl-tRNA aminoacylation
Cellular component (GO): cytoplasm; phenylalanine-tRNA ligase complex; cytosol
Molecular function (GO): tRNA binding; phenylalanine-tRNA ligase activity; ATP binding
Source: RefSeq, a predicted model, not a curated record
GCAUGACACAUUUUCAAAAUGGCUGACAUUGUGGAGUCAGUGUUGCAAUAUUUGGAUAAAAAUGAAUCUGUUGACUCCGUUGAUCUUGCUAUGACGCUGAAGGUCGAUCAUCAGAAAAUUGUUGGAGCUGUGAAGAGUUUACAGUGUCUUGGAGAUAUUAUCAAAGCAGAUCAGAAAACCAACAAAAGCUAUGAGUUAACAGAUGAAGGCAGGCAGGUGGCAGCAAAGGGAAGUCAUGAAGCUCUUGUGUAUCAAGCAAUCCCGCAGGAGGGAAUUCCACAGGCAGAACUUAUGAAAUUGGUGCCCAAUGCCAAAAUAGGUUUCAGUAAAGCGAUGCAGGCAGGAUGGAUCCGCAUGGACAAGGCAGCUGAGGGAGGACCCAGGGUCUUCAAGAAGGCUGAUUUUAUAAAAGACACCAUUCAGGAAUGUCUCAAGAAAAUAGAAAACCUGAGUUUAGACGGUAUAUCUGACAAGGACACAAAUGAUUUCAAAAAGAGAAAACUCAUUCAAGAAAUAAAACUUACAAGCUUUAUUAUAUCAAAAGGUGAGAACUUCACAUGUUCUAUUUCCAAGCAAGAAGUGGAACUGACGCCAGAAAUGAUUUCAAAAGGGACUUGGAAGGAAAAAUCAUUCAAGGAGUAUAACUUCAACUCCCUGGGAGUUAUGCCCCCGUGCGGACAUCUGCAUCCCCUCCUUAAGGUGCGAGCUGAGUACCGACAAAUCUUCCUGGAAAUGGGAUUUACUGAGAUGCCGACCAACAACUUCAUCGAGAGCAGUUUCUGGAAUUUUGACAGUCUGUUCCAGCCACAGCAGCAUCCUGCGAGAGACGCUCAUGAUACAUUCUUCAUCUCUGACCCUGCCAGCGCCCAUGAGUUUCCUAUGGAUUACUUGGAACGGGUGAAGCAGGUCCACUCCAAGGGGGGAUAUGGCUCUCAGGGUUACGGGUAUGAUUGGUCCUUGGAUGAAGCAAAGAAGAAUCUGUUGAGAACGCACACAACGGCGGUGACCGCUAGGAUGUUGUAUAAAGCUGCACAGCAGAAACCCUUCAAACCAGUGAAAUAUUUCUCUAUUGACCGAGUGUUCCGGAAUGAAAACCUUGACGAUACCCACUUGGCAGAGUUCCAUCAGAUAGAGGGCGUUGUUGCUGACUACGGGUUGACCCUUGGUGAUCUUAUUGGAACAAUCAAUGCUUUCUUCAUGAAACUUGGUAUAAAGAACAUCAAAUUCAAGCCAGCAUACAAUCCCUAUACUGAGCCCAGCAUGGAGGUGUUCAGCUACCAUGAAGGUCUGAAGAAACUAGUCGAGAUUGGAAACUCUGGGAUAUUCCGCCCUGAAAUGUUGCUACCUAUGGGGCUACCUGAAAAUGUCACAGCCAUUGCCUGGGGACUCUCUCUAGAAAGACCAACCAUGAUCAAGUAUAAAGUACAAAACAUCCGUGAUCUGAUCGGGCCCAAGGUAGACCUUCAGAUGGUGUAUGACAAUCCUGUAUGCCGACUAGACAAGUGAUCACCCGGCGUCAUAACAUAGAGACAAUGUUUUUUCAUUCAACUAUAUUUAUUAUGUGAAAUUGUUGACCUUGUUUCAGAAUUGAUUAGAUAUGAUAAAGCACAUAUAUCUCUGAAUUAACCUGUGUUUCAGACUUUUUUUCUGACUGAAUAUCGCCAGUAUUGUUAUGCUUUGUUAGGAUGCUAUUUUCAAAAUGUCAAUAAUUAAACAGCAGUUGAUGACCAUGUUCUUAUAUGCUUGGGUUUUAGCAGGGUUUUAAAAAGGACAGGGUGCUGCAGAAAAGGGACAGGGUGCUAAGGGAGAAAAGUGCACAUUUUGUCAGUCUAUGAAGAAUUUGAUCAUUAAAAUUUCACAGAUAAAUUUAGGAAUUAUUCUGUAUUACUUCUUAAUUGAAGUAAAAUUAGGGUUCAACUGCCAAAUAUGUCCAGCUUAUAUGAGUUUAUAAUCAUAUUUUAAGUUUUAAUCAAAACAAGAAAUAUUUGAUUAUCUUGACCAUUUAAUUCUUUAAAGGCAGGAGGGUGCACAUUCUGGUCUCCAUGAGAACAGAAAGGUGCUACCACAAAAGGGCGUGAUGCAGCACCCUCCCAUAACUCUUAUGCUAAAACUCUACAGUACAUGCACACAUAACACUUACAAUAUGAAUGAACUUUCACAUGUUACAUUGUAAAUAUUGUGCAAUAUGUUUGUAUGUAAGUGAGAAGUUAUUGAUGCAAUGAAAACAACAAAACAACAAGACAGAAAAUACUCUUCUGAGUAAAACACAUUUUAAAGGUUGUUAAACCAUUUGAAUUGUACAGAUUGUAGUUAAAUUGAUGAUUGUUUCUUCUUUUUUGAUACAAUGGCAGAUAUAACAUUUUUGAUAACCACUUUGCACAAUAUUAAAAUACACUCUGCUUCAUUGUGUAUUGUUUAAAUAUUUAAAUGGCAAAUCUCAUUUAGUGCAGAGCAACAUGUCUGUGGGGAAUCUUCAGAAUCUUGUUAUUUAGUUCUUAUAUUAAGAUCUGCAUCUUAUGUUAUAUUCUGGUAUCUAAGGCUUAGAAUCCUACUUUAAUAGUAGCUACAUUUUAUCAACUCCCAAGUAUUUAAAAAACAAAAUAUACUGAAAGUAUUCAACAGUACAUGUGUAGUGUUAACAGCUGUGUACCUUGGAUGCAUAUUUGUUGGUGCAUGUACCAUACUUAUGUUUAAGUGCAGAUGAUGAAGGUGCAGGUACCAUAUAAUAUAUCCAAGUGCAGAUGAUGUUGAUGUAGGUUGCAUAUGAUAUGUUCAAUUGUAACAAAUAGGCUAAAUGAUGCUGUGAUUCUUAAAUGUGUACAUGCAUACGGAUUAAUUGUGUCUUAAUCAAACUUGUGUUUCCGACUGUAAUUUAGCAAAGUCAGGAUACUUAUUGCAAUAAAAAAUGGAAAACAAU